This is a messenger RNA of Monascus purpureus, 1589 nucleotides long. The record is from the annotation of a GenBank genome assembly. NCBI's taxonomy places the organism in Eukaryota, Fungi, Ascomycota, Eurotiomycetes, Eurotiales, Aspergillaceae.
CAAAUCCACUUGCCGGUGAUUCAUUCAUCUUCAACCACCAGCAUGCUUUCUCCCUUCCUCUCCUUCAAGCAUUCCCCAUUUCUUUUCUUCUCAUCUUCGCAAUGGCCACUCCAAGGCUUCCGUUCCUUUAUCCGAAUUUGACCCGCGCUGUGCGGUCGUGCGAACCAACAACCUACCGUUCAAUUCGGCUUUCGGCUUCUCGUCAUCGUUGCCCACGGGGAGCUCCUUUGAAGGCGGAAUUUCAUACCAGUUGGUCGCAUAGGCAGGAGACAUACCACAGGCGCUAUGGGCCCGCAGCUGAGCCUACGCUGCCUCCACCGUCGAAGCCGAAAGAAGGCGGGGUUGGUCAGCAGCAACCCGGUGUUGCUGGGAAGUCGACGCGGGGAAAGCGAAAGGACGAAUAUACUGAAAGACAGCAGCCGUCAGUUUAUUCGAAAUCAUCUGUGAAUCCUGAAAACCCUCCUGCCACUUCUGAGAGACAAGUGUCGACAUCGGCAUCAGCCGGUCCAGAAUCGCAGAGCGAGAAUCUCAACCCUGAAAUGGAGGAUGAUGGCUUGGUGGACUUCACGCCAGUGGAGGGAGCAGCUCGUGACGAGGGGAAACAGACAUCGGAAGCUUCCAGUAGCGAUAAUCCGUUGGAAGAAGUGCUCCAUAUGCCUUCGCCUUCGUCAUCCUUGACACCGUCCGUGACAUCGUCCACUGAUCCUAGCAACAAACCGAUCCACUUAACGCCGGGUCGCUAUGUCCACCAUUUCGAUACCUAUUCUUUAGUACAAGAUCUCUCCAGAGGUGGAUUCACAAACGAGCAGUCCGUCACAAUCAUGAAAGCAAUCCGCCACAUCCUCCGCAAUAACCUUACAGUCGCCCGGGAAAGCCUUGUCUCGAAAUCCGACGUCGAGAACGAGUCGUAUCUGUUCAAAGCCGCCUGUUCCGAACUCCAGUCGUCGCUGCAGACAGCCCGGAAUGCAGAAAUUCAACGCCAGCGUUCCUCUCGAACCCAGCUACAGCACGAGGAAGACAUUAUUUCCCAACGGCUAAACCAAGAGCUCGCAGGCUUGAAGGACGAUAUCAAGGGCAUGUUUAACGACCACAAGAUGACCACGAGAGAGCUGCAGAGGAGCAUCAAUACUUCAAUACAAGAAUUGAAUUAUAAGAUCACUGUCUCUCUGAACAGUGAUGGGAAGAGCGCUAUCGAGGGCUUACGUUGGAUCCUGACAAGGCGGGCUGCUAUGGCUAUCGCAACAAGUGCCUUCAUGAUCAUCCUCUUCCUCAAAUAUUACUCCAUCCGCAGGUCACAGGUUGCAGCCCAGAAGGCGAAAGAAGAAGCACUCGCAAAGGAAUCUGCCGAAGCACGAGCAACGAAAACCGUUAAUGAAAUGUCGCUGUCUGAUUUGAGUGAGUCGUUGGGUUGAGCUUGGCCAUUCUUUUUCUCCUUUUUUUCAUGUAUAGAAGGGAAAGAUUUAUAUAUACUUAUACCCACUUUAAUUUCCUUUGUCAUUGUCAUCAUCCAGGCUCUGGCCUUGCUAUACAUACACACCCACUAUAUUCUCCAUAGAAACAUGGCAAUAGAUACAGCCUAUUGAGUCCGG